This is a messenger RNA of Rhipicephalus microplus (southern cattle tick), 1288 nucleotides long. RefSeq lists its product as uncharacterized. Gene Ontology annotation, biological process: lipid metabolic process. The record is from RefSeq and is a predicted model, not a curated record. Lineage: Eukaryota; Metazoa; Arthropoda; Arachnida; Ixodida; Ixodidae. Gene Ontology annotation, molecular function: phosphoric diester hydrolase activity.
CUGUCACCAACUUCUCAUUAAGUAUCUGCAGCUUUCAAAGACGAUCCGAGCAAGAGGAAUGACUCCCGGUGUGUUGCUCAUUUGGCUUGGAUACAAUAUCUGCAACGUUCACGCUUCUUCAGAAAUGCGGAGAACUGGUAUCUACAUAACAGUAUCCUCGUACACCGGAUUCUGGAGCUAUGGGCACUUCGAGAUGAACUGGUUUGGCAUCCCCGAGAAGCACAUGAGAGUGGCACACGCGGCUUUAACAAUGAGGAGUCCUCCCGAAAAACGUGCUGACGUUCUAUCCAUGGUACCUAUUACACAACCUUCAGGCAAAUAUACAACGAGUGUACCAGCGCCAACAUUCAAUGUCAGCACAUUGAUGAAAGGGAAAUGCCUCGGCUAUUGGGCCUUCGUGCUGGAACCUUGGGUGCCGUGGAGUCCAGUCAUAUUGUACUCUUCCUGCUUCACUCCCAAACCUAGGUGGAUGCGGCAAAACUGUUGCAUGCUCUUGACGCUCAAUCUUUUGGAUCUACUCAUUCCUGGCACGCACAAUUCUGGCAUGUACCAACAGGGAUACGCGCAUCCGCACGAGGAGUACCUGUAUAACCAGGACCAAACUGUGGCGCAGCAGCUGGCAUACGGUAUUCGCAGCCUUGAUUUGAGAGUGCAGUAUUCUAGCGGCGUGUUUUACGUCACCCAUGACAGAAUCAGAGGAUGGCCCACCAUUGAACAAGUUCUCUUAGAAGUUCGCGAGUUCGUGCAAGCAACUGGUGAACUAGUGCUUCUAGAUUUUCACAGGUUCACAAAGGGUUUUGACAAAGAGUCCGACAACGUCACAGCGCGGCGUAUGGAGCUUGUGAAGUUAAUCUUCACAAAAUUGGGUGAUGUUGCUCUCGAUAACUAUGCCUAUUUUAUGAAAUUGAUUGACCUGCUGGACCGAUGUCGAAAUCAAACUAAGCCAAGUGGUCACGUUAUAGUGUUUUACAAUUAUGCAGGUUAUACUGGAAAGUAUCAAAGAUUCUUAUCACCCGGUGUCCAUCACAAAUGGCCCAAUGCGCAAAGCGAAAGCGCCCUCAUGCAAUAUCUGGAAAAGCACGCAUGCGUACACCGAAGUAGUAGCAAUCCCAUCUCAAUAAUGGCAGAGCUCACUCCUUCCUUUCCGUCUCUUGCUAUUGGAAAUCGUCGGGCGGCAGAAUUGAUCAAUCAUCAGGUCACUGAAUAUUUCAGGCGAGCAGGGCCGAAAUGUCAUGGCAUAAUUGCCACGGAUUACUUCUUGGGCAACGGAAUGAUUGAGGAAAUAUAG